Molecule: messenger RNA, 6775 nt
Organism: Nylanderia fulva
Lineage: Eukaryota; Metazoa; Arthropoda; Insecta; Hymenoptera; Formicidae
Gene: Fs(2)Ket
Product: Importin subunit beta Fs(2)Ket
Biological process (GO): protein import into nucleus
Molecular function (GO): small GTPase binding
Source: RefSeq, a predicted model, not a curated record
AACGGAGAAACACGAGGUUAAUUUCGCGUCCGGAACUGUCAUCGCGUAAAUCACGUAUCGUUUUUCGCGCGGAAUCGUUUUUUCAGCCCGCGUAAUCGCGACUCCGAAAUAAAUUCGGGCACGUGAAUAUCGAAGGGUGCGGAUAUCCCUACGCGCACGUCGCGUGCGAAGGAAGCGACGAGGCGAAAGAGAGUAAGAGAGAGAGGAGACGAUUAAUCGCGCCGGUGCGAGGAAGAGGAAGCGAACGGGCCGCCAGGCACAGGAAGUGGCUGCGCAGGGUAGGGGGAAAGUCGAAGGCAGUUGAGUCGGUGGUGGCUACAUGUGGAUAUCCGCCGGUCGCGCCGAGAACUUUCGUAUCAGGGAACAGGCGUGAACUUUCUUAUACCCUCCCGUCGACGAUCGCGGGACUCGUGACGAAUCGCCCCGUAAAUCGAGAAUCGAUUUGCUAUUAACCAUGCAGAUGGAUCCAACGACGUUGCAGCUGAUCCAAUUCCUCGAGAGGACCGUCUCGUCGGAUAAGAAUGAGCUCGUGGCAGCGCAGACUUAUCUGCAGCAUGCGGCCGACUCCAAUCUUCAUGAAUUCGUGCAACGACUCAGCGCCGUGCUGGUCACAGUCGGCGCGAGCCCCGUCGCCCGCAUGGCAGCGGGUCUACAGCUCAAAAACCAACUUACCUCCAAGGAUCCCGAAAUGAAGUUCCAGUACCAGCAACGCUGGCUUACCAUCCCCGCUGAAACGAGGGAUUAUAUCAAGAAAAAUAUUUUAGGAGCAUUAGGAACAGAAAACAAUAGGCCAAGUUCUGCGGCGCAAUGCGUUGCUUAUGUUGCUGUUGCCGAAUUGCCUGUGGGACAGUGGAGCGAAUUAAUUCCAUUGUUGGUUAAUAAUGUUGUCAACCCGUCCAGUACCGAGAUGAUGAAAGAGGCCACUCUAGAGACUAUUGGAUAUAUCUGCCAAGAGAUUGAGAGCGAAGUGCUGGUAUCGCAAUCAAAUGAGAUUCUCACUGCUAUUAUUCAUGGUAUGAAGGGUUCCAGUACGUCAAAUCAUGUUCGACUAGCAGCGACAAGCGCCUUAUACAAUUCCCUGGAGUUUACUAAAGGAAAUUUUGAGAAAGAGACAGAACGGAACUUCAUAAUGGAAGUUGUGUGCGAGGCCACUCAAUCAGCCAAUACUCAAAUCAGAGUGGCUGCGUUACAGUGUCUUGUGAAAAUUAUGUCACUGUAUUAUCAAUACAUGGAACCUUAUAUGGCUCCAGCAUUGUUUCCUAUUACUUUAGAAGCUAUGAAGUCCGAUAUCGAUGAAGUGGCACCAGGAAUAGAAUUCUGGUCGAAUGUGUCUGACGAGGAAGUUGAUUUAUCGAUGGAAGAAGGAGAGGCAUCGGAAGGAGGCCGCCCACCGCUAAAAGUCUCACGACAUUACGCUAAAGGAGCUUUGCAAUAUCUUGUACCGGUAUUGAUGAAAAAAUUAACCAAGCAAGAGGAAUUUGAUGAUGAAGAUGAUUGGAAUCCCUCAAAGGCCGCUGGAGUAUGCUUGAUGCUACUUUCCAGUUGCUGUGAAGAAUCCAUCGUUCCAUUCGUUCUUCCAUUUGUCAAGGAUAAUAUUAAGAGCCCCGACUGGAGGUAUAGAGAUGCAGCUCUUAUGGCGUUUGGUUCGAUUCUUGGUGGUUUAGAACCGGCCACGUUGAAACCGCUGGUAGAACAGGCUAUGCCCACUCUCAUCGAGCUGAUGUAUGACAGCAGUGUGGUCGUUCGGGAUACAGCAGCAUGGACAUUUGGUCGUAUAUGUGAGAUGAUUCCAGAUGCCGCAAUCAAUGAGACGUAUCUGAAACCAUUGUUGGAAUCCUUGGUUAACGGAUUGAAAGCCGAACCUCGUGUUGCCGCCAAUGUAUGCUGGGCAUUUACUGGUUUAGCGGAGGCAAGCUACGAAGCUGCCGAAGUGAGCGAAGAUGCCACUCAGCCAGAAACAUAUUGCAUGUCGCAGUACUUUGAUUUUAUCAUUCAACGACUCUUGGAGACAACGGAUCGACCGGACGGAGCUCAAGCAAAUCUGAGAUCUGCCGCUUAUGAGGCUCUGAUGGAGAUGGUCAAGAAUUCACCACGCGACUGUUACGUGACUGUGCAGAAGACUACAAUGGUGAUACUCGAGCGAUUGCAGCAGGUAUUACAGAUGGAGUCGCAUAUACAAAGCCACUCUGAUCGUGCUCAAUACAAUGAUCUGCAGUCGCUGCUUUGUGCAACUUUGCAGUCUGUUCUGCGUAAGGUCACUCCAGAGGACGCGCCGCAAAUAUCCGACGUGAUAAUGACCGCUUUAUUAUCCAUGUUCAACUCGAAUUCGUGUAAAUCAGGCGGUGUGCAGGAAGAUGCGCUCAUGGCCGUCUCGACUCUGGUCGAAGUAUUGGGUGAAGGUUUUCUAAAAUACAUGGAAGCGUUCAAACCUUACCUUUGUCUUGGUCUGAAGAAUUACGCCGAGUACCAGGUGUGCUGUGCUGCUGUUGGUCUCACUGGUGACAUUUGUCGCGCACUCAAGAACAAAAUGAUACCAUAUUGCGACGAAAUCAUGACGCUGUUGCUCGAAAAUCUCAGCAAUAACGCCGUCCAUCGAUCAGUUAAACCACAAAUCUUCUCGGCUUUCGGUGACAUCGCCAUGAGUAUUGGGCCAGAGUUUAAGAAGUAUCUCGACGUUGUACUGCAGACGCUAGUGCAGGCAUCACAGGCUAACGUAGAUAGGAGCGACUACGAUAUGAUCGAUUAUUUGAAUGAGCUGCGCGAGGGCGUACUCGAAGCUUACACUGGCAUUGUCCAAGGUCUUCGCGGUGAUGCCAACAAUUGUCCAGACGUUGCCAUCUCUCUCAUCGAGCCGCACGUGCCGUUUAUUAUACAAUUCAUCACUUCGAUAGCACAGGACCGCGAGCAUUCUGACGGCAAUGUGUCCGCUGCGGUCGGUCUACUGGGCGAUCUCGUAAUGGUAUUCGGAGCCAAACUAUUGCCAAUGGUGGAGACCGAGCCACUUAACGAGCUAUUGUCUAAGGGUAGGAAGUCGCGAACUCACAAAACUAAACAGCUGGCGACUUGGGCUGCAAAGGAGAUUCGGAAGCUCAAGAGUCUCGCCAACGCUACGUCCAGUUGAUCGCCCCACGGUUGUACUGUCGUGCAAUUUGAUUUGACUAGAAAGCUAUCAAACACAAUACAAAGACAACAAGAUUGGAUGGUGCGGAUGCGAGUUGAUGGAUGUGCGUGAGUCCAAAGCGAUGAUGACGAAAUGGAGUGAUGAGUCUGCACUUGUCCCUAUCUGGCGACGGUAUUUUAUCGAUAUAAUAUCGGUGUUGAGCGCAGCCCAUAUAAUAUGAAAGAAAGGGAUUUUAGUGAGAAAGCGAGAGUGAGAAUGAGAGAGAGAGAGAGAGGGGAGAGAGAGAGAGAGAGAGAAAGAGAGCAUGCGAGACAAAGAGAGAAUAAAAAAAAAAUAAGUACCUGUCUGCCGGAUGUCGACAAUGGAUGAUGAAGAAUGCAAGUAAAUGUUGCUGAUGAAUGAAUCAAGGCCAAACGAGAAGUCCGCGAAGAUGAUUCUAAUUGCAAGUAUGUCUGGUACAAACAAGCUUGCGGCUUCUAUUUGCGUGAUUGGGAGAUCAAAACUUGAGAAAAGAGAGAAAGAGGAUGACUUCGAUGGACGAUUACAUGAAAGACAUGAGAGCAGAAGAAGAUACGAGAGAAUGAGAUGCCAAAAGCGCGACAGGAACACCAAGAGAGGACGGAGAGUAUAUAUAUAUAUGUAUAUGAAUGACGGAGAGAGAAAAUGAGAGAAUGAGAGACUCAGGGAGAAUUUCUGAAAUAAAGUGAUAGCGUGAUAAAUACGAGAAAAUGUGUAUGAAAAAUGUAUUAAAAUGUAUGUGCGUAUGCAUGUGAUGUAUGAGAGUGAGAGAAAGAAAGAACAAAAGUCUUUUACUUACGGUGAUUUUCACCGUUGACUCAUUGUAAAGCUCUCGCCGAGCUUCUCAAUGACGUGCAUCAAAUUUUGAAUCACAGUUUAUAGCUAUAAGGUUUAGAAUUUACGUACGUAUGGAAGAGUAUCACUUUCCUAAUGCAGCGGGAUGGAUGGGCAGCAAGGAAGGAAGCGAAAAGAGAAAGAGAGACUGAAAGUGCGAAAGGUCGGGAAGAUUGUAAAACUCAUUAAGAAAAAAAAAGAAAAAAAAUACUAGGUGACCCCUGGUCCGAUCGUGCUACGCGAGAAUCCGCACGUGAUCUGUUGUGUAACAGUAUGAUACGAUGAUGUGUAUGUUACUUUUUCCCCGUACGUGAAUGUCUGUUCCUGUUGGUUGGAUCAUUAAAGUUAAUAUUUUGCCUGGCACAAGUGAUUUAAGUUGUACCGAAGUCCUCGUCCGGCCUGAACGUUUAAGAGCGAGUGAUGAUUUUUGAGCGCUCAAACAAUCCUCAAGUCUCAUCCCGUUCGCUUUUCCUUUCCCCAUUAGCCUUUGUAACCGGUCGAUACAAACGUGUACAUCAUUUUUUGUCUAAUUCGAUUAAGUACGCGAUCACGGUAUUCAGAAGUGACGUCGCAGACGAGGAGCUUUGCACUGCCAGUUGGAACAACCGCUGCACGGCUUGUCCACACUUUUUAAACACUCGUUCCUUCCUUCCCUGUUCGCGAGACGUCUGGGUCACUCUCGAGGUCUGGGUGAGAUCGUCUUCCUGGUUCACGCGUUGCCAUACAGGAGCGUCCUUUAUCCCUUUUUUCCCCAUACGAUGAGAGAGAGAGAGAGAGUCUCGCGGAUCACCGGGAUUUUGAGAAGAUACCGUGGUCGUGUUUAAACGGGUAAUUCGCAUAUAAUAGUUUUAGCGUCGUAGCCUGGAGAUGAAGGGUAGUUUUAGAAUAGAUCUCUUUCUCCGAACAAAGUGUGUGCUUCGCGUGUUUGUUGAUGAAAUUUAACCGCGUGUUUCGAUUUCAAAUCGCAAUAUACCUUUCCACGUUCGACCGGGAUAUCUCAAGUACCACGUGGUGUAUCUCUACCUCCGCUUAUAUAUCCACGUAUCUUUGAUGACGAUGUCGCCAAGUAAUUACGUGGAUCUUUUCCAAGAUGCGCAGUUCGCGAUUUUUUUCUUUUUUUUUUUUUAUUGCGACACGGAAUUACGUCACGUCGUCGUCGAGAAACGUGUUUGUGGUAGUGCCAUGCAUUCCAAAUACUUUUGCCAGCGAACAUGCCGGACUUUCUUUUCGUAAUUUGACUAUUUUUUAGCGCGAUUUCGUUCCAACAUAUACAUUACUUGUCGCAAAUUUUUGAGAUGCGGAAGAACGAGAUAGCGAUGUAGCGUAAUUUAUGGGAGUUUUAAGCUUCUUGAAUUUAAUUAAACGCGAGCGUGUAUGUAUUUUGACAAAUGCCAAUGGGAAAAACAAUUUUGCUGGCACUUUCCGAUAUCAGAGCAAUUAAAAAUAUAGAAUGAUCAUGUCGAUUGAUCUAUAUCUCUGUCUCUGAAAACCAGAAUUCGUGCAUCAACGACGCACGUUGAUUUAUAAACACGUGCGUGCUUAAACAAUUUUUUUUUACAUCGAUCGAAUAUUUUCCGUAACAUAAUAUACCAUGACGUUUAUUAUUACAGUAUCCCCGCAUAAGUAUUGCCACGAUAUUUCAUAUAAUCCGGGUUUUUACGAGAAAUAAAUAUAUAUUUUAGAUACUCCUCUCCCUCAACAUACUCGUAAAUCGUAGAAAAAGAAAAUGCUUUUUUUUCUUGUUCUUAUUAUUCGUUUAAGAAAUGUGUACACACACAUAAUUCGAUAUUUUGUUUACGCAUCUGCUGGAUUCAGUAACAGUGAUAAUAAUAAUAAUAAUAAUAAUAGUGAUAAUAAUGUAUUAUCUUCGACAGAUUGUGACAUACGAGUAUCGCCAAAUUGUAAAUAAGCAAGUAACAAGCUUUUAAUCAUCGAUUUGAAAUCUAUCGAGAUAAUGUCAAAGUUUAAUAACGUACGGAAGAUAUAUAAAUAUAUAUGUAUACAUAUAUUAAAAUCACUUUUCUCUAAGAGAAGGAUAAACUAUUUUUCUAAGACGAGAUUUUCAUAUAAAUUGCAAGUGAAACUUCUUGCGAAAACAUAGGAAAACAUUUCGAACUUGUGGCAAUAUUUAUUCGAGCAAUUUUAUAUUUAUUUUAAGGCGAUUGUCAAAUAACCAAUGAUUUUCAAAAAUAUGUUGAACAUUUAUCUGUAACAUUUUUUUAUGAAUUAAUAAAUUACGCCAAAUUAUAUCAAAUUUUACAUUAAAAAUCCAUUAAACGACACACUUUCGUACAUAAAUUUAAUCGUCAAAAAUAUUUCGUACAUAGUUAAUUAUUCUGUAAAUUUUUAAAUAUUUAUCAAGGAAGUUGAUUAUCCUCCGUAGUGUCAAAAUGCGAUGCUCUUAACGCCGAAUCGUUUAAGCAUGGUUAUCACCGAUUACGCAAUUAUCCAUUCGCAAUCAAUAGCGAAUUUUUCGAUUACGAUGGAUUCGAUAGGAGCGCGAGUAUAUAUAUCCUUUUAUUUAUACAUUCCACUUUUAGAAAAGAUUAGGUGAAGAGAAAGAGAGAAUGAAAGUGAGAGAGUAUCACGACGGAGAGGACAGCGGUGCGCGUUUUUCCGCAUCUUUUGCAAAGAACUCGAUCGCUCACCUUUUUCUGAUACGCAAUCGAGGGUUUGCGAAAUUUCUGUGUGAUUGUCGCCGGAAUUCGCAGCGCGUCCCAAAUUUGCUGAGAUUAUUUUUUUAAUCAAACUCUUGUGCUAAACUCAUAAAUUUGCAACGAUCCAAGAAUCACAGUUGUAAUU